AUGAUCCAUUUUAAUGCUGUAAAAACAUUUGCUGCACUGGAAGAAAUUUUGUCAAGGACCAGAGGAUUGUUUGAGUUCUUUGAUAAAGUAGAGGACAGAGAUGAAAGUUUUGAAGAUGCUUUAAUCGAAGCUCUGAGGUCAUUACAAUUAAUCAUUAAUAUUGGUGCCAAUUAUUACAAAGCUUACACGGAUAAAACAAUGCACAUUUGUUGUCAAGUAUUAGAAAAAUGUGGACUAGUUCAUAUUGAGUUGAUGGCCAGCAAAACGCUAAAAAGCCUGAUUACAACUGUUGAAAUUUCAUCAGAUAAAUUUUGUGAGAUUCUUCAUCAUUCUGAAGAUAUUAGAUAUUUUAUUGCCAUUGGUGCAAUUGCCAAGCAGUAUCCACAAGUCAUAAAAAAUCAGUCAGACUCUUUAAACACUGGUUUUGUUUAUUGUGAAACUCUAUUCACAAAACUAUUAAACUUUUUAGAAUGCGAGUGUCAAAAAAACACUAAGGAAAUAAAGAACGAAAAUAUCCACAUAUUUUUAGAAAGUUUUUCUGAUUUAAUGAAACACUUUCGUCCAUCAUCUGAAGAGUACUUCAAAGAUUUGCUUCGAUUAUUUUAUAAACUUUGCACCGAACAUCAAGCUGAAGAAGUUAUUAACGGGGUAGUUCGUGUUGUAAUUUCAUACAUGCAAUUUUUUUCUGUUUUUUUAUAUGCAGACUACAUAAGAUGGCACAAUAUCUUUAGAAAAAAUUAUAAAGAAAAAUCCAAUUAUUUUUGGAUAAAUGUUCUGCAGACAUUUUACAAAUACAUGUCUUUGCACAUGUCGCAAGAAGACAAGCCUAAUCUUAAAGUAAGUAUUAUAUUUAUUAUUCACCUGGAUUGA
This is a messenger RNA of Copidosoma floridanum, 870 nucleotides long. RefSeq names its product DNA-dependent protein kinase catalytic subunit-like. Gene Ontology annotation, biological process: telomere maintenance; double-strand break repair via nonhomologous end joining. Gene Ontology annotation, cellular component: nucleus. Lineage: Eukaryota; Metazoa; Arthropoda; Insecta; Hymenoptera; Encyrtidae. Gene Ontology annotation, molecular function: protein serine/threonine kinase activity. The record is from RefSeq and is a predicted model, not a curated record.